Messenger RNA from Eruca vesicaria subsp. sativa (arugula), 1164 nucleotides. The record is from the annotation of a GenBank genome assembly. Lineage: Eukaryota; Viridiplantae; Streptophyta; Magnoliopsida; Brassicales; Brassicaceae.
AUGUGUUUGUCCGAGUUCUCAGGAUUGAAAAGCUCUUCUGCUUUACUUUCCUUCGGCAAGAAACUUUCUCCUGAUGAGUUUGUUUCUUCUGUCACUUUCCAGACUUCUGCAGUUGGAAGCAGUGGUGGAUACAGGAAAAGUGUCACCGAGGCUAAACUUAAGGUGGCCAUAAAUGGGUUUGGUCGGAUAGGGAGGAACUUCUUGAGAUGCUGGCAUGGACGUAAGGACUCUCCUUUUGAUGUCAUUGCCAUUAACGACACUGGUGGUGUAAAGCAGGCCUCACAUCUUCUUAAAUACGACUCUACUCUUGGAAUCUUUGACGCUGAUGUGAAACCUUCCGGAGACGCUGCACUCUCUGUUGAUGGAAAGAUCAUCAAGGUUGUGUCUAACCGCAACCCGUCUCUUCUCCCUUGGAAGGAGUUAGGAAUCGACAUUGUCAUUGAAGGAACAGGAGUGUUUGUUGAUAGAGAAGGUGCAGGGAAACACAUUGAAGCUGGAGCCAAGAAGGUUAUUAUUACAGCUCCAGGCAAAGGAGACAUUCCAACUUACGUUGUUGGUGUCAAUGCUGAUGCUUACAACCCCGACGAACCGAUUAUUAGCAAUGCAUCUUGCACUACUAACUGUCUUGCUCCCUUUGUCAAAGUUCUAGACCAGAAAUUUGGUAUCAUAAAGGGUACAAUGACAACUACACACUCUUACACCGGUGACCAGAGGUUACUAGACGCUAGCCACCGUGAUCUAAGGAGAGCAAGAGCUGCUGCUUUAAACAUCGUUCCCACAUCUACAGGAGCAGCUAAAGCAGUGGCUCUAGUGCUCCCUAACCUCAAAGGAAAACUCAACGGGAUCGCUCUCCGUGUACCAACACCAAACGUGUCAGUGGUUGAUCUCGUUGUGCAGGUAACCAAGAAGACUUUUGCGGAGGAAGUUAACGCUGCUUUCAGAGACUCUGCAGAGAAAGAGCUUAAAGGUAUACUUGAAGUCUGUGAUGAGCCACUUGUGUCUGUUGAUUUCAGAUGCUCAGAUGUGUCGUCCACCAUUGAUUCUUCACUCACUAUGGUGAUGGGAGAUGAUAUGGUUAAGGUGAUUGCUUGGUAUGAUAAUGAAUGGGGUUACUCUCAGAGAGUUGUUGAUUUGGCUGACAUUGUUGCCAACAACUGGAAGUGA